Messenger RNA from Schistocerca cancellata (South American locust), 4368 nucleotides. RefSeq names its product zinc finger protein 729-like. Lineage: Eukaryota; Metazoa; Arthropoda; Insecta; Orthoptera; Acrididae. Bases 473 to 3196 code for a protein of 907 amino acids. The transcript is spliced from 6 exons. Gene Ontology annotation, biological process: regulation of transcription by RNA polymerase II. Gene Ontology annotation, molecular function: RNA polymerase II cis-regulatory region sequence-specific DNA binding; DNA-binding transcription factor activity, RNA polymerase II-specific. The record is from RefSeq and is a predicted model, not a curated record.
GGUAGGGCGAAUGUAAGCAUUUCUUCAAGUGCCCACAGCUACUACAUCAUUUCAUGGUUUGAGUAUGUUCACAUGCAAGGAAAGGCUGUAGAAGAUAUUAAGUCUGUUGCAUUGUGCUAAUUUUCGCUGUGCUUUGAUUAUUCGUGUCGUUAGUAUUCGCCUAAUCAUGUGUAAAUACCAGUUUGUUGUAGUGUGUGGCCUUUAAUUGGAGUUCUGUAUAAGAAUACUGUAACAUUAUUUAGGAACUGGCGAAAUACGAGGCACAAAUUAACUGUAAUUUCUCUAACAAAAAGCAUUACAUGUCAUGAGAACUCAAUAGAUCAUUCGUCAUAGUUACAGUUAGUAGAAAGAUGUUUCUGGAAAUCAGUGUUGUAAGAAAAAGCUCACCAAUGUUUAAUCUUUAUGGUAAUCAAGAGUAAGAACUUCCACAUUGCAGUGUGCAAUCUACAGUACAGAUUGUAGAACUGAAGCCAUGUUCCAGGAACCAACUAUAUGGAUAAAAAAAGAGGAAACGGAUGAAGUACAAACUGAGUUAUGCUCUAUGUUUCUUGAAGACCCAUUAAAGACUGACAGCCCUAGUGUUUGGGUAAAGCAAGAUCCUGAACUGAAACAAGAUGCUGAUGGAUCUGAGCAUAAUCCUGUUAAAGACCCACUGGGAAUAUCUUGGUCCACUGAUUUUAUCAAGAAGGAUCCUGAAUUAAAUUUGGAAAUGAAUGUAACAGAGAAUAUUGUGGAAACCUCAACAAGAUACACAUCUGCUACAGCAAGAUUGACUCAGAGUGCUGGUGGGAGGUGUGAAGUAUCAUGUGAAGAAACAUGUCACCAUACACAGGAUGAGUUUGUGAUAGACAUGGAGAAGUCAACACACGAGUUUCGUACCUAUACAGAAGAUGUGACUGUUGAUAAGGAAUGCUCAGUUGCCACCAGAUAUGACUGUAGUACGAGGGAAAGGGAAUUUCAUGUAUAUAGCUGUAAUUCCUGCCAACAGAGCUUUCCUUCAAAAUACAGACUCAUAAUGCAUGUGUUUAUGCACAUGGAUGGCACACAACCACCUUUGUAUGUUUGUAAGUGGUGUGGUGAGGUAUUUCACAGUAAUGUUAGUUUGAAAAAACAUUUAAGAAUGAGUGAGAAUUAUCAUGUCUUAAUUGCUGGCAACCAUGAAAAAUAUGGCUAUAUUGAUGAGCAUCAAAGCAGUAUCUUCUUGGAUUGUUUGCCAGACAUUUCUGCUACACAACACAAUGAGCAGUCUUCAUGUAAGGAAACUUGGAAAGCUUCAAAGAAGUCCUCUAAUGACAUGUUUAACACACACAUGACAAAUGAUGCAGAGAAAACAGUUGAUUAUGGAAAUUUAUCGACAGCUGUUAAUUUCAGUGCCCAGGCUGAUCUAAUUACUGCAAACAGAACCGACAAAUAUGGUAAUUGUGGCAACUUGUUUGGUAGGUCACAUCAUCUCAAGAGAGAGAAAGUAAUUCACAUCGGAAAGAAAUCCCACAAAUGUGAGAUUCGUGGGGAAUCGUUUGCUCAGUCAAGUCAUGUCAAUACACAAACAUUAAUUCACACUGUAAAGAAACCUCAUAAUUGUGAGAUUUGUGGAAGGUGUUUAUCUUCGUCUAACAAUCUCAAGAGACAUGAAUUAAUUCACGCUGAAAAGAAACCUCACAAAUGUGAGAUUUGCGGGAAAUCUUUUGUUAGGUCAGACGAUCUCAAGAGACAUGGAUUAAUUCACACUGGAAAGAAACCUCAAAAAUGUGAGCAGUGUGGGAAAUCUUUUGCUCGGGCAGGCAAUCUCAAGUUACACUUAUUAAUUCACACUGGACAGAAACCUCACAAAUGUGAGUUUUGUGGGAAAUCUUUUACUGUGUUAUGCUAUCUCAAGAAACACACAUUAAUUCACACUGGAAAGAAACCACACAAAUGCGACAUUUGUGGGAAAUCAUUUGCUAGAUCAGGCGAUCUCAAGAUACAUGGAUUAAUUCACACUGGAAAGAAACCUCACCAAUGUGAGAUUUGUGGGAAAUCUUUUGUUAGGUCAGGCGAUCUCAAGAUACAUGGAUUAAUUCACAGUGGAAAGAAACCUCACAAAUGUGAGAUGUGUGGGAAAUAUUUUGCUCAGGCAGGCAAUCUCAAGUUACAUUUAUUAAUUCACACUGGACAGAAACCUCACAAAUGUGAGUUUUGUGGGAGAUGUUUUACUUUGUCCCACCAGCUCAAGACACAUGAAUUAAUUCACACUGGAAAGAAACCUAACAAAUGUGAGAUUUGUGGGAAAUCUUUUGCUGGAGUAGGCGGUCUCAAAAGACACACAUUAAUUCACACUGGGGAAAAACCCCACAAAUGUGAGAUUUGUGUGAAAUCUUUUAGUAGGUUAUGCCAUCUCAAGGCACACUAUGUAAUUCACACUGGAAAUAAACCUCACAAAUGUGAGACUUGUGGGAAAUCUUUUAAUAGGGCACGCAAUCUCAAGACACAUAGGUUAAUUCACACUGGAAAGAAACCUCACAAAUGUGAGAUGUGUGGGAAAUCUUUUGCUCAGGCAGGCAAUCUUAAGUUACAUUUAUUAAUUCACACUGGACAGAAACCUCACAAAUGUGAGUUUUGUGGGAGAUGUUUUACUUUGUCCCACCAGCUCAAGACACAUGAAUUAAUUCACACUGGAAAGAAACCUAACAAAUGUGAGAUUUGUGGGAAAUCUUUUGCUGGAGUAGGCGGUCUCAAAAGACACACAUUAAUUCACACUGAGGAAAAACCCCACAAAUGUGAGAUUUGUGUGAAAUCUUUUAGUAUGUUAUGCCAUCUCAAGGCACAAAAUGUAAUUCACACUGGAAAUAAACCUCACAAAUGUGAGACUUGUGGGAAAUCUUUUAAUAGGGCACGCAAUCUCAAGACACAUGAAUUAAUUCACACUGGAAAGAAACCUCACAAAUGUGAGAUGUGUGGGAAAUCUUUUGCUCAGGCAGGCAGUCUCAAGAAACAUUUAUUAAUUCACACUGGAAAGAAACCUCACAAAUGUGAGAUGUGUGGGAAAUCUUUUACUCAGGCAGGCAGUCUCAAGACACAUGCAUUAGAACACAUUGGAAGGGGACAUCACAAAUGUGGUAUCUGUGCCAAAAGUUUCACUUUAUUGGGUACUCCCAAGACACAUGCAUUACCUCACAUAAGAAAUAAAAUACAAGUAAGUGUUUGUUUACGCAAAUAGGUUUUCCUGGUUUGUGCCCUCAAGGCCUGUAAAAUAAUGGAUGUAACAGGGGGACAAUAAAUUGUAAUGCCUGUGAAAUAACAUUAAAAUGUGUUAGAAAAAAAAGUGUGCAAUGAUACGUACUAUAGAGUGGCAACAGAUAAUGUGUCAAUAUAAAAGUCCAUAUCAGCAGAUCGAGAUGUCAAGAAAUUCUAUUAGUAAAUACUCCUGAAACAUGAAUCAAAUAUGUUUUUGUCAUUAACACUACAGCUUUUCCCAGUCAAUAUUGAGACAAAAAGAUUGUGAAUUGUGAUAAAUCCUUACCUUCUUCAGUAAUCAUAAGUACCAUGCAAUAUUCAGUAGAAGGCCAAGAAAAUGUGAUGACUUCCUGCUUGUUAUACGAAAUGUAGUACUUGUAGCUCUGCAUUUUAGAAAUAGCGAGAGCAAGAAUGUAUUUAUAGCAUUUCUUUCACUCAGGCUAGUAAACUCAUCACUGGAGAAACAUAAUUAUGGCAAUUAUUUUACUCAGGUAUGUUUUCUCAAGUCAUUUGGUAUAUAUAUUAUUAAUAGUGUGUGCAUUUAUGUUCUGUUGUUACUAAUUCUGCAUUAGUAAACUUAACAAGAAAUAUAGCAACCUGCUUACUAGCAUGUUUGUCCACAUUUGGAACACAAUACAUCGACAGUUCUACAUGAAAUGGACUUGACACAUUGUUUUCAUGUCUCUGGAUGUAUAUUGCACCAGUUGUAUUCCACACAUUCAAAUCCGCAAAAUGGUGUGGUCGAGACAUCAGUGUUAGUUACCAUGCUACUCAGGCCACUGUGGAGUCGUUCUGCACAUGACAUGGACAGUUAUCCUGCUGAAAGCUGCCUUCACUAUGGGAGAGCACAUCAGUCAUGAAAGAAUCCUUGUAGUUCCAAUAAAGAUGACAUAGUCUGCAACUGUCAUGUUGCCUUAAAUUAUUACCAGAUGUCCCAAAGCAGCCCAUAUCAUAAUGGGCCUCCCAUCUGGUGCCAUUCACCUAGUUGACUGUUAUGCACCAAAGCUCCUAAUUAUUUGUUCACCAUGUAAUACUGUGUAAGUUAUACACAAAAUGAAAUUGGAAAACAAACAUUAGGUGUUACAGAUUGAUUCCAUGUAUUUGUAUACACAAGAACAACACAUGGGAGAGCUGCGGGCAUGAGUACUAAAUGCC